Molecule: messenger RNA, 2255 nt
Organism: Aspergillus ochraceoroseus IBT 24754
Lineage: Eukaryota; Fungi; Ascomycota; Eurotiomycetes; Eurotiales; Aspergillaceae
Product: Elongator subunit ELP3
Exons: 2
Coding region: 166-1884 (572 amino acids)
Biological process (GO): tRNA wobble base 5-methoxycarbonylmethyl-2-thiouridinylation
Cellular component (GO): nucleus; cytoplasm; elongator holoenzyme complex
Molecular function (GO): iron-sulfur cluster binding; acyltransferase activity, transferring groups other than amino-acyl groups
Source: RefSeq, a predicted model, not a curated record
GAGCAAUCAGAACCGUCCUUACGCUGCAGCUAACUGUGUUUCCCGACUCUAUCUCUCUUCUGGAGAAUUUACUUUUAUCCGUCAUUUAAGCUCGAUUUCCUCCCUUACCAUCAUCACGCGGGGGAGAGGGCAAAUCCCUUCACCUUCACUAUGGCGACUCUUACAAUGACUGCCCCGCCGCCACCCUCCAAGUCUAGGAAAAAUGAUAAACUACCGUCGGAGAAUGAGCGCUUUAUGCGGGCCUGUUCUGAUAUUGCAAAUGCUCUGAUCCAGGAUUAUGAAUCGCAGAAAGAUCCUACCCAGCCCAAGAAGGAUAUCAACCUCAACAAGUUGCGUGGUCAGAUAGCGAAAAAGCAUCGCUUGGGCACCCAGCCGCCGUUGACGGCCAUUAUUGCUGCGGUUCCUGAACAUUACAAGAAAUAUAUCCUUCCCAAGCUCAUUGCAAAGCCCAUCAGAACGUCCUCUGGUAUCGCCGUCGUUGCUGUCAUGAGCAAACCGCACCGUUGCCCUCAUAUCGCUUAUACGGGAAACAUCUGUGUCUACUGCCCUGGUGGUCCAGAUUCUGACUUUGAAUACUCCACACAGUCCUACACCGGCUACGAGCCGACAUCGAUGCGAGCGAUCCGCGCCCGCUAUGACCCGUUUGAGCAGGCUAGAGGACGAGUGGACCAGAUCAAAUCUCUUGGACACAGUGUCGACAAGGUUGAGUACAUUAUCAUGGGCGGGACAUUUAUGUCUCUCCCGGAGGAUUACCGGGAGCCCUUCAUCGCUCAACUUCACAAUGCACUGAGUGGCUAUCAAACGGAUAACGUUGACGAAGCAGUGCAGGCUGGCGAAAUGAGCAACAUCAAAUGCGUGGGAAUUACCAUCGAAACGCGACCCGACUACUGCUUGGACACCCACUUGAGCAGCAUGCUCCGCUACGGAUGUACCAGACUCGAGAUCGGUGUUCAGAGUUUGUACGAAGAUGUGGCAAGAGACACUAACCGUGGCCACACGGUUGCAGCCGUUGCGGAGACAUUCAAACUUGCCAAAGAUGCGGGGUUCAAAGUCGUCAGCCACAUGAUGCCAGACUUGCCUAAUGUUGGCAUGGAGCGUGACUUGUUCCAAUUCCAAGAAUAUUUUGAAAAUCCCGCGUUCCGAACCGAUGGCCUGAAGAUUUACCCUACCCUCGUCAUCCGUGGAACUGGACUCUACGAACUUUGGAGGACUGGUCGCUAUAAGAACUAUACCCCCAACGCGCUUGUCGAUCUUGUCGCGCGCAUCCUUGCCUUGGUUCCUCCCUGGACUCGUAUCUACCGUGUUCAGCGCGAUAUCCCCAUGCCCCUUGUCACUUCAGGAGUUGAGAAUGGUAAUCUGAGAGAACUUGCCUUGGCACGCAUGAAAGACUUUGGCACUACAUGUCGAGAUGUCCGCACGCGUGAGGUAGGCAUCAACGAAGUCAAGAACAAGAUCCGUCCGUCUCAGGUGGAGCUCAUUCGCCGUGACUACGCGGCCAACGGAGGUUGGGAGACGUUCCUCGCCUAUGAAGAUCCUACCCAGGAUAUCCUGAUUGGCCUGUUGCGCUUGCGAAAGUGCAGCCCUACACACACAUUCCGACCUGAAUUUACCGGUCAGCAAACCAGUAUCGUGAGAGAAUUGCACGUGUACGGCUCAGCAGUGCCACUGCACGGACGUGAUCCACGCAAAUUCCAGCACCGUGGGUUUGGAACUUUGUUGAUGGAGGAAGCCGAACGGAUUGCCCGAGAAGAGCACGGCAGCCGGAAGAUCAGCGUCAUUUCAGGUGUUGGUGUUCGCAGCUACUAUGCUCGCCUUGGAUAUUCCCUGGAUGGUCCAUAUAUGUCUAAGAUGCUCGACCCACUUGAAGGUGACGAUUUUGAAUAAGACUGAGAUAUCAGGGUUAUUUUCCUUUUUCUUUCAACUCCUGACAUGAUUGAUGAUACCAAACUGGGGAAACGAAUACCCAGAAAAAGUUGUCUUACGAGACUGGAUUGGCGUUGCAUGGAGUAUACCUCCUGGUGGGUGGGCUGCAUAUGUUUUCAUGUUUCUUCCGCGUCCAUAGUGAGAUUUUCAAAAAAUGACUUGUGUAUAUAUGCUUUGAGUAGUGCAUUGCAUAUGCUCUGUGGUGAAUGGGAAAGGUGCUCGACUUGCUCCUGUGCUAUUGGCGGUGCAAAUAAUCGAAGAGGAAAGCGAGACAGGAUCAAUAUACAAGGCUUAAGAGACUAGCUAAAAGAGAAAAAGAAAUAGAUCGGACA